Molecule: messenger RNA, 570 nt
Organism: Phycomyces blakesleeanus NRRL 1555(-)
Lineage: Eukaryota; Fungi; Mucoromycota; Mucoromycetes; Mucorales; Phycomycetaceae
Exons: 2
Coding region: 51-308 (85 amino acids)
Biological process (GO): translation; ribosomal small subunit assembly
Cellular component (GO): ribosome; cytosolic small ribosomal subunit
Molecular function (GO): RNA binding; structural constituent of ribosome
Source: RefSeq, a predicted model, not a curated record
CUUGUUUUUAAUUCUUUCUUUUCUUUAAAAAAAAAGUUAAAUUCUAUAAAAUGCCUCGUUCAGCUUGGAAAGGUCCCUUCUUCACCUCAUUCCCUGGUCUCAGACAGGCAAUCCAGAAUGGAACACCCAUUGCCACUCAGGCUCGUAGCUGCACCAUCCUUCCAUCGUUUGUCGGCUUGAAAUUCCUCGUUCACAAUGGAAAAGACUACCUUCCUGUUCAUGUCACUGAGGAAAUGAUUGGUCACAAGCUUGGCGAGUUCUCGUUCACUCGCAAGCGUUUCUCUUAUAGAUUUACAAAGGCAAAGUAAAAAAAAAGCAAAAGAAAAUGAUAAUCGACUGGAUUGGAAUGGAAUGGAAUGGACUGGAAUUCAUUCAUUCAUUUAUUUUUUUUAAUUGUGUGAGAGUGCGAGUGCGAAUGAAUGUUUGAGUAAGAGUAAAUUUUAUUAGUAUGCUAUAUAUGUAUAUAUCAUAUAUUCAAUAGAGAUAAAAAUAUACCUCUUAUAUGUCUAUAUAUCUAUCUAUACAUAUACAAAAAAUAAUAAAUACAUAAAUAAUAAUAAUAAUAAUAAU